Staurois parvus is the source of this 594-nucleotide messenger RNA. Lineage: Eukaryota; Metazoa; Chordata; Amphibia; Anura; Ranidae. The record is from the annotation of a GenBank genome assembly.
AUGGCGGCGUCCGGAGAACCUGUACGGCUGGAGAGAGAUAUCUCAAGGGCUAUUGAGCUGCUGGAGAAGCUCCAGAGAAGUGGUGAGGUUCCCCCACACAAGCUUCAUGCAUUGCAGAGAGUCCUGCAGAGUGAUUUCUGUAAUGCUGUCAGAGAGGUCUAUGAACAUGUAUAUGAGACUGUGGAUAUCAACAGUAGCCCAGAGGUGAGAGCCAACGCAACAGCAAAGGCUACUGUAGCUGCGUUUGCCGCAAGCGAGGGCCAUUCGCACCCCAGGGUUGUUGAACUCCCCAAAACAGAAGAAGGUCUUGGAUUCAACAUAAUGGGAGGAAAGGAGCAAAACUCUCCCAUUUAUAUUUCCCGCAUUAUCCCUGGUGGAAUUGCAGACAGACAAGGCUCACUGAAGCGCGGGGACCAGCUUCUCUCCGUGAAUGGGGUGAGCGUGGAGGGUGAACAUCACGAAAAAGCAGUGGAGCUCCUAAAAGCCGCACAAGGCAAGGUAAAACUGGUGGUCCGGUACACCCCGCGAGUCUUGGAAGAAAUGGAGUCGCGCUUUGAAAAAAUGAGAUCUGCAAAACGCAGGCAACAAAACUAA